AUGUCGCCGGACCCAGAAAGAACAAAAAAGGCACCUCGCAAGCACGUCACGACCGCCUGUGUACCGUGUCGAGAGAGCAAGAUCAGGUGCGACGGAGCAACUCCGCAUUGCCAAAAUUGCCAGCGCAAAGGGAAAGAAUGCAAAUAUCAGCAUGGGGAUGACAAGCGCAAGGUAUCUUUACGAGCUGCAACGGAAUUGUUCUCUGCUCGGAUUGAUCAACUUUGUCAUUUUAUUCAGGAUCAGGGGUUAGUACCCCCGCCUAUGAACCCGGAGGAUGAGGCGGGUAUGAAUAGGGUCCUGGAUACCCUCCAGAUUCCGCGCGGGUUUCCUCAAACACCAGUGGUUGCUGCGCCCGCUCUCGAGAAACAGUCACCAGUUGAGACAGCGGGUCCUGUGAUUUCUGGCCAGUCCCCUUCUCGGAGUCCGCCUGCUGCUAGUCCCAAUGUACCAAAUCCCACGACAGACUUGGUUGCUCCGGGUGUAUCGCCAGUGCAGGAUACGUCCUCCAAUGGACAGUUUCCUUCACCCGAGGGCUGGAAUCCGUUUGGAAUGGUGCGCGGUGCUUCCGAAAAUCAGAACUUCGUUCAUUGGGGAUUUACUUUACCAACUGCCGAAAGCCUGGACAACAUAUAUGCCAAUCUUAAUGGAGGAUCCAGUGGCCCUGGUGCCCAUGUACCCGGGAUGCAUAUCAACAACGGACUCAGCCCGGAUAGCCUACCGCUAGGCAUAGACAUGGUCCCGCAAGCUCAUGCUCAAUUGGGUCAAUUACCGCCUGAUGCAGAGCAUGAUUCAGACAGCGGAGAGGAAGACGAAGCAGAGAAUGACGUCAUUGAGCAGUUAUCUCAUCGUAUUGGGACUCUCAAAAUCGCCGGAGAUGGCCAUCUCCGAUUUUACGGUGCUACUUCUAAUCUCAACCUGGUGGAUGUUUCUGCGACUCAGCAGCGGCAGCGACCAGAUGCUCGUACUGUCCGUCAUGAUGGUCAAGAUAUUCUAAAUCACCUCCGGGUUGGACAGCCUGUUGAUCAGGCUCUUGAGGAUCAUCUUGUGGAGCUUUAUUUCACGUGGCAGAAUCCUAGUACUUAUGUUGUUGACAAAGACAUGUUUAUGACUGCACGAUCUAAAUGGCGCAAUGAGUUUGACGAUACUCCUUUUUACUCGGAGGUUUUGACUAAUGCGAUGUGUGCAAUCGGGAGUGCUUUCGAAGCACGAUACCACCCCACGUUUAUCACAUUUCCUAAAUCUCUUUCCGAGUUCUUUGCAGACCGAGCUAAGGCUCUUCUCGAAAUCGAACUUGAUUCUCCUUGUGUGGCGACUGUUCAGGCGUUGGUUAUCAUGAGUUGCCAUGAAGGUGCCUCAAACCGUGAUGCUCGCGGUUGGUUGUAUAGCGGAAUGUCUAUGCGUCUCGCUUUUGAUCUUGGGCUUCACUUGGACAUGUCGACUUAUGUCAAUAGAGGCGAUAUCACUCAAGCCGAGGCGGAUGUACGUCGGGCAGCAUUUUGGGGAAGCUAUGUUGCAGACCAUUUUUGGGGGUUCUACUUGGGACGCCCAUUCCGCAUGAACGCUGGAGAUAUCAGUGUUCCCAAGCCUGCUUCUUCUCUUGGACCAGAAAAGGAAGAUACGUGGCAUCCAUAUGGGCAUCAAGCCGCUCAAGGAAUGGUUCAAACUGGUAUCAAAAACCCUACGGAGUUGAUUUGCAGACAAUUCGUUGUAUUGUGGGAGAUGAUCUCUCCAGUUGGUCAUAUUUUGUAUGGAUGUUCUGAUAUUUCUCGGCAUGAUUUGCAAAGGUUAUGCUACCAAGUUACCGAAGACCUUUUUGCUUGGAAAGAGAAUCUUCCAUCUAGUCUAGAGAUCAACCUGGAUGAUGAUGUUUCACCAAAAUUACCACAUUUGAUGAUGCUCCAUAUGCAAUACCACCAAAUCAUUAUUUUCUUCCACCGCCCUUGGCUCUCCAAGAGCUAUAUCCAACCCCAAGCUCCGCGACAAGGCCCGGGCUAUCACCACGCGCGCCGGAUGUGCGUCGAAUCCGCCACAGCCGUCGCACGCCUCCUCCAUCUCUACGAAAAACACUACACAUUCCGCCGCAUGAACAACCAAGUUGUGGCGGUAAUCUUCAGCGCAGCCCUAAUGCUUCUCUUUGUAACAGUCUCUAGUUCCCCUCUCAGUCCUGGCAAGUCCGGCAACAGUCCAACAUACCCCCGCAGCGCAGAGAUGGUCGCCUACCUCAACCUUUGCUUCCGCGCUCUCGAUGAGCUAGGUCAAUCAUUUGACAAUGCCAAACGAACUCGUGAUUACCUUGUCACUCUCCAACGCCGCUGGCAAGCACAUAUGCGUCGUUCUGGCUCAGCGACUAAGCGUCAGAACAGCAGCGCGAACCUGCAAUCGAUAUCUUCAAACUCUUCGACUAGACAAUAUGGCCGUGCGAUUAAUACCCAGGGGGUAGACUCGCGCAAGAAAACUCGUCUGUCUGUUUCUGAGCCCCAACCUCAUAUGCAAUCUGCUUCGGAACUGCCACCUAGUCACCAAAACCAUCUCCCUCAACAACCUCUUCCACCUCAACAGCAACAAUCUUACCAAACGCCAUUUUCCGCCUCCCAGCUCGGUGACCUAGACUGGAUCCGGGACUCUGACUUGCGUCUUCUAUCCGAAACCCAUGGCGCAAAUGGAAAUGCCCAUGCGUCGGCUAAUGGCAUGGCUCAUAUUUCUUCCCCGCCGUUCCCUGAUGACCCUAAUAUGCUGGCUGAUCUUGGGGAUUUUGAUGGUUGGUGGCAGCCGCAGAACAAUUCCUCUGGAAUUGGAGGACCACCUUUAUGA
Penicillium nucicola is the source of this 2811-nucleotide messenger RNA. RefSeq names its product transcription factor domain-containing protein. Gene Ontology annotation, molecular function: DNA binding; DNA-binding transcription factor activity, RNA polymerase II-specific; zinc ion binding. Gene Ontology annotation, biological process: DNA-templated transcription; regulation of DNA-templated transcription. Lineage: Eukaryota; Fungi; Ascomycota; Eurotiomycetes; Eurotiales; Aspergillaceae. The coding region runs from base 1 to 2811 and encodes 936 amino acids. The record is from RefSeq and is a predicted model, not a curated record. The transcript is spliced from 8 exons.